UGGGAAUAGAAAUCAUGCAGCAUAAACUAUCCAAUGCAUUUUGAUGGGAAUGGGGGAAAGACAAUGGGAAUAGCAUACAUUCUCGCCACUUGAACCUGGAUCAUUGCUCUCAUCAUCUUUUGAUUUCAAUCACAUCAAAGCAAAGAUGACUUCAAAAGACUACUCAAAAGCUGAUGACGGAACAAAGAUCGUUAGCUUUGAUCCUUGGCUUGAACCAUUCGUGGACGGAUUACGAUCUCGUUAUUCCGUUUUCAAGAAAUGGUACGAUCAAAUUCAAAAGACAGAAGGUGGUUUGGCUAACUUCUCAAAAGGAUACGAAAAGAUGGGACUGCAUGUUGACCCGCAAUCACAAGCUGUAACAUAUAGAGAAUAUGCUCCCGGUGUAGAACAAGCAAGUUUGAUCGGUGAUUUCAACGGAUGGAAUCGUGAUAGUCAUCCAAUGCAAAAAGAUCAAUUUGGAUUUUGGACAGUUACCGUACCAGCCUCAAAUGGAAAAUGCCCAAUCGAACAUGGAAGUAAGAUCAAAAUUAGCAUGGUGACUCCGAGUGGAGAACGAAUCGAACGUCUUCCUGUUUGGAUCAAUUAUGUUACCCAAAAUCUUGCUGUAUCUCCAGUAUACGAUGCAAUCUUUUGGAACCCACCAGAAAGCCAGAGGUACAAAUUCAAGCACCCUCGUCCCCCGAAACCAGAUAAUGUCAAGAUUUAUGAAGCGCAUGUCGGAAUUGCUUCACCUGAGCCUCGGGUAGCAUCAUACAAAGAAUUCACACAAAACAAUCUACCUCGAAUUAAAGAGUUGGGAUACAACGUCGUACAAAUUAUGGCAGUUCAAGAGCAUGCAUACUAUGGUUCUUUCGGUUACCAAGUCACGAAUUUCUUCGCUCCUAGCAGCAGAUACGGAACACCUGAUGACCUCAAAGAGCUAAUUGAUGUAGCCCAUUCGAUGGGCAUUACUGUUUUGCUCGAUAUCGUUCACUCCCAUGCAUGCAAGAAUGUGUUGGAUGGUUUGAACAUGUUUGAUGGAACAGAUUAUCUCUACUUCCAUGGAGGAGCUAAAGGAAGACAUGAACUGUGGGACAGUCGUCUUUUCAACUAUGGAAAUCAUGAAACACUGAGAUUCCUAUUGAGCAACUGCAGAUGGUGGAUUGAAGAAUAUCAAUUUGACGGAUUCCGCUUCGAUGGUGUCACCAGCAUUCUCUACAAUCAUCAUGGUAUCGGAACUGGUUUCUCUGGUGGAUAUCACGAAUACUUUGGACCUUCUGUAGACGAAGAAGGUGUUGCUUACUUGAUGUUGGCAAACGUGAUGAUUCACGAGAUCUUACCAAGUGCCAUUACGAUUGCCGAAGAUGUUUCAGGAAUGCCUGCGUUAUGCAGACCUGUGGAUGAAGGAGGUCUUGGAUUCGAUUACCGUUUGAGCAUGGCUGUUCCUGAUAUGUGGAUCAAGAUGUUGAAAGAACAACGCGAUGAAGAUUGGGAUUUGGGUAACGUUUGCUUCACAUUGACAAACAGACGUCAUGGUGAAAAGACGAUCGCGUAUGCUGAAUCUCAUGAUCAAGCAUUAGUGGGUGAUAAGACAUUGGCAUUCUGGUUGAUGGAUAAGGAAAUGUAUACAAACAUGUCUGAUCUUACCGAAAGGACUCCAAUCAUUGACCGUGGUUUGGCAUUACACAAGAUCAUUCGACUGCUUUCUCAUAGUUUAGGUGGAGAAGGCUAUCUCAACUUUAUCGGUAACGAAUUCGGUCAUCCUGAAUGGCUCGACUUCCCACGUGAAGGUAAUAAUUCUUCUUUCCAACAUGCACGAAGACAAUUCAAUUUGGUCGAUGAUGAAUUGUUACGAUACAAAUAUUUAUACUGGUUCGAUGCAGCUAUGAACAACUUGGAGUCUGGCUUGCACUGGCUUUCAUCUCCACAAGCAUACAUUUCGCUCAAACAUGAAUCAGAUCGAAUGAUUGCAUUCGAACGUGCAGGUGCGGUAUUCAUUUUCAAUUUGCAUGCAACUCAAUCUUACACGGAUUAUCGAAUUGGAGUUGAAGUACCGGGAGAAUAUGUGAUUGGGUUGGAUACGGAUGAUAAGAAAUUCGGUGGUCAUGGUAGAAUCGAUCAUGCUCAAAGUAGAUUCUUUACUUCACCAUUGGAAUGGAACGGAAGAAAGAACUUCGUUCAAGUAUACCUACCAAGCAGAACGGCCAUCGUUUUGGUAAAGGCGAAUUAAGAAAUGUACCUG
Molecule: messenger RNA, 2221 nt
Organism: Meira miltonrushii
Lineage: Eukaryota; Fungi; Basidiomycota; Exobasidiomycetes; Exobasidiales; Brachybasidiaceae
Product: glycoside hydrolase family 13 protein
Exons: 1
Coding region: 146-2209 (687 amino acids)
Biological process (GO): glycogen biosynthetic process
Cellular component (GO): cytoplasm
Molecular function (GO): cation binding; hydrolase activity, hydrolyzing O-glycosyl compounds; 1,4-alpha-glucan branching enzyme activity
Source: RefSeq, a predicted model, not a curated record